AUGUCCCACCUCAUUCUGUCUCUCAUUUUUCUCGCCUGCUGUCUGGUUGUCUUCGUCCUUUUCCUCGUCGCUUGUCUGCACAGCAAGAAAUGUAAAAAUAUAACAGAAGAUGUUGAAAAUGGUGAGGAAGAAGCUGAUAACACAAACGCCACACAAGCAGCAGUCCAAGACAGCCCACCAACUGAAGUCAUCAGGAAUAGGAUCAUCGUUGACAACACGCUCUGCCACUCGUCACACAAUGACGAUCAACAAACUCCAACAAAAUUUGCGAGUUUUGUUGGUAGGAAAAAAUACAAGAUCUGUAAGAUGGACAGUCAUGAAAAGAACGAAAAUGCUGCAAACAUCAAUAACAUCAACAACCACUGCAGUAAUGACAACCGGAUUUCCAAUGUUGACGAUGAGUCAGAUGUGAAUCACUUGGAUACCAUUGCUCCUUUCACAACAGUUGAAUUGGAUUUGUUUUUAAAGUACUGA
This is a messenger RNA of Helobdella robusta, 474 nucleotides long. RefSeq lists its product as hypothetical. NCBI's taxonomy places the organism in Eukaryota, Metazoa, Annelida, Clitellata, Rhynchobdellida, Glossiphoniidae. The record is from RefSeq and is a predicted model, not a curated record. Bases 1 to 474 code for a protein of 157 amino acids. The transcript has 4 exons.